AAUUUUUUUUAAAGAAAAUUACAAAACAAACUCUCCAACUAGAAGUAGAAGAAGGAAGAGCCCCUAUUACAGAACCGCUCUCUCUACACUUCAAAUUUUUCUUUGACGCUCUCCUUUCUCUUUUUAGUAAACAAUGAAAACCCAUUAAGGCAAAUCUUUCUCUGGGUAGAACUCAGAAAACCCACUUGGCAAAUCUUUGAGAUUUUUCUUCUAGAGGGAGAGAAAUUUUUUCGGUUUUUUUGUUGUUGUCAAAAUGGGUUGUUUUCUUGGUUGUUUUGGUUCUUCCAAAGAUGGGAAAAGAAGGAAACCCAGACGCAACAAGGUUCAACCUCGUGAUCAACCUAGAACUGCAAGUUGCACGCCUGCGCAAUCUGCUGUUCAUUCUACUCAAGAAGAGGACUCCCAAACACCCAUCGACAUCACGAAUUCACAAGUCCAGGAUGAGCCUGAGAGAGAGUCGAGCUUUAGAAGCAGAAGGAAAGUAACAUUCAACUCCAAUGUGGAAACCUAUGAACAUGUUUUGUGUGAGGAAGUCAAGAAUGUUGUACCAGAGACUGAAGGCAGUGGGAAAAAGGGGCAGGAGGAAAAUAUAGCAAAAUCAAGUCAAACAAAGUCUUCUUCAGAAGAAAAUUCAAUCACUUCAAGUUCAGUAUCUUAUCCUCCGAAUCAUAGAUACCAGAAUUGCAGGGACAGUGAUGAUGAGUUUGAAGAAUUAGAUUAUGAGGAGAGUGAUCUUGAUGAUGACAAUGACGAUGACGACGACGACGACGAUGAUGGGGUACUUGAGGUGAAUGAAAUUUAUGAGGAUGAUGAUGAUGGAAUUGUUGAGUCAAGGAGAAGAAUUCCUGUUGUUCCUGUGGUUACCGAGGUGGUUGAUGAUUGUCCAAUAAGAUGUGAUGAACGGGAGGUUAAGCCAUAUGUGUAUAACCCGAAUGUUCGAGAUAGGAGUGCUUAUGUUCAUCCUGUGUUAAACCCUGUCGAAAAUCUUACGCAAUGGAAAGCUGUUAAAGCUAAAGGGGCAUCACCAUUGAGGCCUCAGAAAGAGAAUUUUGUUUUGAAUCAAGAAUCUGAGGUUUCAUUCAGUUUUAAGUCAAAAACUAAUCAAUCCAAGAAGUCAAGCCAGGAAGUAGCAGUUGAUGCUAGCCUUUCCAACUGGUUGGAAUCAUCUGAGGCGACUCCCAUCAAUAAGUCUAGCACCAUUACACCUGAGAUAAGCAUGUCACAACGAUCAACCUCAUCAAGGAGCCCAGAAGAUAGACCUAUUUUGGGAGCAUUAACUGUUGAAGAACUCAAACAGUUUUCGUCUACUUCUUCACCAAGGAGGUCACCAAGUCCAAGCCCCGAUGACAUGCCUAUAAUAGGGACUGUUGGGACCUACUGGAGUCACACUGGCUCUACCAAGAAUUCUGUCUCAGCCUCUUCCUACAAAGGAAUCCCAAACACAACCAGCAAGUACAGAGAGGAUAAGAGAGUGAAUUGGCACUCUACUCCAUUUGAGGCAAGGUUGGAGAGAGCUUUGAAAAGUGGUUCUGCUGAGGCUUAAACUACUCUUACUCUUGGUGUAUGCUAGACAAGCUUGUGAGUGAUUUGGUGUUGGAUUGUUGUUUUAUGUUCUCAGCAUCUAUAUUUUUUUAAUUCUUUUGUAAAAUUCAAUUUGGUUGUUUGUGACAUCUGCUUGCCUGUUGUAAUUUCGUGAUUAAUAUAAUUGAAUUUAUUCUUUUUAA
Quercus robur (English oak) is the source of this 1724-nucleotide messenger RNA. Its product is annotated as eisosome protein SEG2-like. Lineage: Eukaryota; Viridiplantae; Streptophyta; Magnoliopsida; Fagales; Fagaceae. The transcript has 4 exons. Bases 254 to 1543 code for a protein of 429 amino acids. Gene Ontology annotation, biological process: male meiosis II. The record is from RefSeq and is a predicted model, not a curated record.